Messenger RNA from Staurois parvus, 618 nucleotides. NCBI's taxonomy places the organism in Eukaryota, Metazoa, Chordata, Amphibia, Anura, Ranidae. The record is from the annotation of a GenBank genome assembly.
GUCUGGCAAGACUGCGGGCACCGAGUCAACUGGCGGAACAGCGGGCAUCGAGUCAACUGGCGGAACAGCGGGCACCGAGUCGUCUGGCAAGACUGCGGGCACCGAGUCGUCUGGCAAGACUGCGGGCACCGAGUCGACUGGCGGAACAGCGGGCACCGAGUCAACAGGCACGACAGUGGGCACCGGGUCAUCAGGUAUCGGAUUGUCUGGCUCGACAGCGGGCAUCGGGUCACCAGGCAUCAGGUCAUUUGGCUUGCCAGCGGGCACCGCGUCAUCUGGCAAGGCAGUGGGCACCGCGUCAUCUGGCAAGGCAGUGGGCACCGGGUCACCAGGUACCGGAUCAUCUGGAUCAACAGCGGGCAUCGAGUCAACUGGCCUAAUAGGAUCGUCGGGCUGGAUCAGUUCAUCAUGCUGAGUAGCGGCAUCAGGCUGAAUAUAGGCAUCAGGCUGAGUAGAGGCUUCAGGCUGAGGAGAGGCUUCAGGCUGAGGAGAGGCUUCAGGCUGAAGAGAGGCAUCAGGCUGAAGAGAGGCAUCCGGCUGAAGAGAGGCAUCCGGCUGAAGAGAGGCAUCCGGCUGAAGAGAGGCAUCCGGCUGAAGAGAGGCUUCAGGCUGAGGAGA